CCAAGAUGGCGGCUUCCACAACAUUUUCGACGCUUUACGAGAUUCUUUGAUAGUUUUCUCUUAUCUAGAAAAAUAUUACGAUGUUCAAUAUUAUUUCUAAGUUUACGGGAUAUGUAUUCGGCUCCGACGAAGAUGGAAAUUCCUCUAUUGCAAAAAACAAGGACAAAUCUCCCCAAAAUCCCAAAGACAACAGUUCAAAGAAAGUGUCAAAUUCUGUCAAGAAAGACGAGGAUUUGCUUAGAAAAUCCUGUUAUGGUAAAGUUUCAAGGCUUUAUGAUGGUGCGGGAGUCAUAGAUGAUGAAGUUUACUUCACUUUUGAUGUGAUAAUUGGCGGUUCUCGUCUUGAAGUUGGUAACGAAGUUCAUUUUGAAGCCAAGAGAGAAAACAAUACUAGCGGAUGGAAAGCAACCCGUGUGAGGCGCUUCAAGGAAUGGGGAACAUUUCAAGAGAACGGAGUUAUAGAAAACGCCAUUGGGUUUGCAACUGCUUUAAAAGGAGACAUUUUAGAGCUGAACAAUGGGAUGAGUUUUAAUAUGUCAGUACUAAAACACCAGCCAUACUCCCCCUGCAAGGGUGACUGGGUCAAAGUAGAAUUAGAAAGAUUCACAGAUGAUAGUCUUGAAAUCCGGGGGGUGAAACCCUUGAGAGAGAAGAAUCUAUCAGGGAAGGUCAAUAGUGUUUUCCCUGGUUAUGGGUAUAUAAACGAAGAGGUUUAUUUCACAUUUGGUGCAUGUGUUAGAGGGUAUAGGCCUUGCCGAGGGGAUGAUGUGCAAGUGACAGCUGUUGAGUCAGUACAAGGGAAAUGCAAGUGGAGGGCUGUGAAUGUGGAGCCAAAGAAAAUUCCAAAGCAAAAUAGUCCAUGUGUUGGUAACUUACAGCAGUUCUUGGGGAAUAAAAUGGCUGAGCUCUUAUCUGACAAACAUGGAAUAGUAAUCUCUGGUAAUCUUGACUUUGGGGACAUAGCAAUAGGCCAAUCAAGAACAUUAUGCAUAAAUAUAAAAAAUACAGAUGACAAGGAACAUACCUUCAAAUCUUGGUCAUUUGUAAGAGCAGACCCUCAGUUUGAGAUCCAACUGUUAAGCAUGGAAAACCAUUCACCUGUACCUCAAAAUUCCAAGAGAAAAACAAGUGAAAGUGCAACAAGAAUGCUGUAUUGUGGUAUGCAAAUACCAUCACAAGAAACAAGAAAUCUUAACAUUAAGUUUACUGCAAAAAACUUAGGUAGAGUGAAGCAGUUGGUGGUCUUAGCCUUUGAUUGUGGUGAGAUAGGUCGUCAUGUCACCAGUAAUGUGGUAGACGAUCAUCAAGAUAUGUUGGCACCUGUUACUCCUUACCAGAGAAACAGGAAUAGAGGAAGAGAAGCAUGGGAUAGAUUUGUUGAGAGCGGCUCUAGAGAAAGAUGGAUUGUACCUGGAGAAAGACCAACAAGAAAGACCAAAUUAAUCUUCCCCAUCAAGUUAAAAAUGUACAGCGUUCCAAGAGACAUCAGGAAUUGCAUCAUGGAUGACAGAGAUCUGACAGCUCUUGUUCCUGUUUUAACAGAGCCACUAACGAUGCAAAACCAUGCAGCAAAGUUUGGCACACUGUUGUAUGCAGAAGAACUUCAAAUGGAGCUUGAUAUGAGAGAAUUUGACCUGCAAAAUGUAACAAUGGAUUUGUAUAGAGAGUAUUUAAGCCUACGUGUUCCUGGUCUUGCAGAGGGUAGACCUUCACUUCUGAUUGGUGACACUGUAGUGGCUUCCCUUACUGAUGGUGUCUAUGAUGCUCCUAAGUAUGAGGGUUACGUCCAUGAGGUGAGGAAAGACGAUAUUCUUCUCAAGUUCAACGAGGAGUUUCACAAAAAUUUUGGGUUGCAAAGCUGUGACGUCACGUUCUACUUUAACAGGUCUACUAUCAGACGUGCUCAUCAAGCAGUGGAAUUUGCUGCUCAGCUGGGACCAGAGGUAAUGUUUCCAAGAAAACUGGAACCUAAAUUGCCAGUGGUCAAUCUGUGUUUAGGAUCCUCUAACGCAGAAGACACAGCCGAAACAUCGAAUAAAGAGGAAGACUUUCUAUAUAAUUCGAAUCUGAAUGAACGACAGCGUGCUGCAGUAUCUCGUAUCCUUAGUGGUCAGAGUCGCCCCACUCCCUACAUACUGUUUGGACCACCAGGGACGGGGAAGACUGUUACCUUGGUGGAAGCUAUCUUACAGGCGUUUCACAGGAUCCCGUCCAGUAGGAUUAUAGCAUGCGCACCAUCCAACAGCGCUGCAGAUCUUCUGGCUGUUCGUUUACAAAGCAGUGGUUUUAUACAAGAAGGUGAUAUGGUUCGCCUGAACGCUGUCCAAAGAGCUCAAGACAUACCAGAAACGAUAGUGCCUUAUUGUUUAGACACUGACCGCCUAACACUAGCUGCGCAUUACCGAAUCAUAAUCUGCACCUGCAGUACUUCAGGUCAGCUGUUUUCUCUUGGGCUGCGCGCUGGACAUUUCACACACGUUUUCGUAGAUGAGGCAGGACAAGCCACCGAACCAGACUGUCUUAUACCAAUGGGACUAGCCGCAGGGGGAGAGGGUCAGAUUAUUCUUGCUGGAGAUCCCCAUCAACUCGGUCCAGUCCUACGCUCUACAUUAGCCUUAGAAUAUGGGCUCAAUAUAUCUUUGCUAGAGCGACUCAUGUCCAGACCCCUCUAUACCCGUGACGAGGCGAGGUUCAUUGACCAUGGUUGUUAUGAUCCACUACUUGUUACAAAGCUGGUCAAUAACUACAGGUCACACCCAGUUCUUCUACACCUCCCCUCUGCGUUGUUCUAUCAUAAUGAGCUUCGGGUUCAUGCAGACGAGAAGAUGAGAGAAAGGUUUGGUGAGUUUGAGAUGCUGCCCAAGAAAGGAGCGCCACUUGUGUUCCAUGGAGUCAAGGGAGAGGAUCUUCGCGAAGGGAACAGUCCAUCUUGGUUCAACCCUGCUGAAGCAGUCCAGAUCAUACGUUAUAUCCAGGGACUCAAGAAAAGCGAAGCUUGUUCGAUCAAACCUACCGAUAUUGGUAUCAUAAGCCCAUACAAAAAACAGGUGGAGAAGAUUCGCCUUCUACUCAGGCGCGUGGGGAUUGACGAUGUUAAGGUUGGCUCAGUCGAAGAAUUUCAGGGACAAGAAAGACCAGUCAUAAUCAUAUCUACGGUACGCUCUGACCAGUCCUAUAUCGGGUCAGACGUCGAUCACAGUAUUGGGUUUCUUAGCAACCCAAAGCGAUUUAACGUGGCCAUUACUAGAGCUCAGGCCCUGCUCAUCGUGAUUGGCAACCCCCAUGUUCUUUGUCAGGAUCCCUAUUGGUGCAGCCUUGUCCAAUACUGCGUCAUGAAUGAUGUCUACACUGGGUGUGACCUGCCAGAUCUGGACAGCGAACUCUACCAGGAAGAGUUUCAUUACGCAUUGAACGUAAUAAGUCAGAUAGCAUCAAAUAGCGAAUCUGGUAAUCAUGGAAACGACGAAGAAACAAUUACAGACGAGGUCUGCGCUACUUUAAAGGUUGAUGCAAGUGCUAGUGUCAGUAGUAGUGUCACGGCUUCAAACAAUACGCAGCAAAUUACUACUAUGCACUUAUCUGAUAAAAAUUUGCUGAAAAAGGACAGCCAAAUCAGCGAGCAAGGUAAACAUGCCGCAAAUAAGAAUCAAAACUAUGAAAAUUUAGUUGAGCACAGUUUAAAUGAGUUAAAUUCAAGUGCGUCCGAAAAACUAGAAAAUACUUUUGAACUCAGUUUGGUUGCUAAGCAACAUCAGUCUUGCGUGAAGACUCGUGAUAAGGAAAGCAGUUGUUAUGACGACGAACCGGACCCCCGUGGUUACCGCACUUCAUCAGCUUGUUUAUUUGAAGAUGCUAUUAAUGGUACCAGUAAUGGAGUCUACAGUGAAAAUGUUUUGAAGGCCACCACAGGAAGUCCAACGGAUAUUGGUGGUUUUUCGCGCGGAUUGCCUGGCAUUGAAAAAACGAUGAGUCAGCAAACUGAUAUUUUUGCGUCAAAAGCAUCGUUGUUACAAUCGCAGGAGAAUCAAGUAUAUCACAAAGUUGGAGGAAACGUAACAACGAAAAAUGAUGAGGGAAAUGGACGUAUAGUAAUUACUGAGGGACAAAAAUCCAACUCAAAAGGUGAUCAAACUUGUAAAGUACCGGAUUCGUCUUGCCACGGUUUGACUAACUUUAACAAUACACUUACAUCAAGCAAUAUUCAUCGUGAAAACCAAGUCAUGAAAAACGUCGACUCAUCCAAUCUUCAGUUAAAGGUGGAUUUUACUACUUCAGAACUUGGGCUACCUGUGGAUGACCCACUCGUUUGUGUUCACGUGAUGAACACGUCACUGCCGCCCAAUGAUGCUAGUGAUGAGGAGGACCUUGAAGAGUUUUUCAUCAAACCAAUGAAUUGAACCGAUUAAAUAUAUUUUUGUUACGUAGACUACGUUUUACUACCAACGUCAUCCAGAUUGUUGCAACUGCUAGUUUCUAAAAUAAUAUAUGAAGAACAAUCAAGAAAGAAUAAUUAUUUUUGAUACCGUUAAAGUUUUGUACUUUAAAGUUAUCAAUAAUGUGAGUUCUUUUC
Molecule: messenger RNA, 4570 nt
Organism: Actinia tenebrosa (Australian red waratah sea anemone)
Lineage: Eukaryota; Metazoa; Cnidaria; Anthozoa; Actiniaria; Actiniidae
Product: RNA helicase Mov10l1
Molecular function (GO): ATP hydrolysis activity; helicase activity
Source: RefSeq, a predicted model, not a curated record